AUGGAGCCUAUGGAUAUCGCCGUCGAGGACGACUUGAUAUCAUUAAGUGGUUCGUCAACAACGUCAUUGCCAUCUUCAGAUGAUGAUUUCAGCGAGAAGACUGAUUUAAUGAUCCCGCAAAAGGGCAAUCCGAUGCUAGAUCGAGCCCUUUCCACAGGGCAUGAUGUCGAAGCUCAUUGGUUCAAGUGUCGCCAUGAAAUGAAUUUGUUACAGCUAGAAAAUGUAUCAAUAUCCACUUUUAUAGGCAGUGGCCGUCUUGCUCGAUUUCUAAAGUCUCAAGAUCCACAAAUUGAAGCUUUCCAACGGUCCAAUUGUUCAUUAAUGGGUCGUCGUUGGGUUACUCCAUUAGCACUUGCUCAACACACUGAUAAACUUUUUGCUUUACUGAGGCAAAAGAUUCUAACAUUCAAGAAUCCAAUUAGUAGACAGGAUUUGACAGAAACCAAUCUUGGCCAGCAACGUCAUGAAAUGGCUGAAUUUUUGUUAUACAUUUGUAUAUUUGUAUAUAGGUAUAUGGACGAUUUCGAAUCUCAUCCAAUGUUACGAGAUUAUGCUUUCUAUACGCAACAGUUGUCUUUGUCGUCGGCUUUAGCAGAACAAUUAUCGAAGGCUAUUUCCUAUAGUGGCCAUUUAUUUCAAUAUUAUGACUCAUUAACACCGCAUCAAAUAGCAUUCCGUGUUAGCAGUAGUAGACCUAUCACCGAUCAUCUAUUUCAUUUGCAUUUAGAUAUGCACUUUUGCUACAUAGAAACACUCUAUAGGCUAAUGUCGAAACAAUGUAACGUUAACGUAGAAGCUGCAUGCAUCGAUAUUCUAUGGGAGUUGGUGAUGGUUGCAAGCAAUAUAUUUAGCAAAGCAUCAUCAGCCGAAGAACGGAAGAGAUCGCUUCCAUUUCCUUGCUCCUGUUGCUUGCAAGUUUGGUUGACAGUUAUUUACACUACAGAUGAUAUUUCCAAAAACUAUGGUGCACAGGAUCAGGAUAUCGGAGAAGGGAAUCGUCGACUUCAUUUACAGUUUUGUUUAAUGCUUUCGAAGAAUUGGGGUGCAAAUACAGAUGUAAUAUUAUGGAUGUGGGACUAUUUUCAUCGGCGAUUGGUUGGUGCUACAAACUCUGUUAAUACUAAUAUGAUGUCGAUAUUGUUUAAAUGUCGCUCUGCUCGUGAAUGGAUGGAUAAAUGUGUUUUAAGGUGUCAAGGGAUAGAUGAGAGCAAUAGACAAGAUGAAAAUAGCUACGGCUACUUUCUGCAACAUCUUGCAUUCCAUUUGAAGGACCUCUUGUCAAUAGAGAAUUCGAAUCGAAUAUGGAAACAAAUAAAAGGAAGAAUAUACUCUAAAUUUCACAAGCGUCGAAUGGGAGAAUUAAAUGCUGUAGGAUUGCAUAAUUUUCUGAGUUUGUAUAUUACGCUGGCUUGUAUUGCUGAUGCAGAAGAUGUGACGACGAAAAUGUUCGACCUUCUCGCAAUGCUUGAUUCAAGAAAUUUGGAAACACAAAAAGAGUUAAUAAUAAAGAAAGGCUAUUUUGCAAUGGCACAACUAUAUAUUACCAAAAAUAUGAAUAUUUUCCAUAUUGCGGGUAUUAUUGUAGACGCUUUUAUCGUUACAUGCAAUGACUUUAAUUAUUGCCAAAAUGAUAUUACGAAACGUCGGCAUUUGUGGGACUGCGUAGUACUUUAUACUGAUAGUGUAGAGGAAAUAUUUACCGCAAGCAAAGGAUUUCGAUUAUCAGAAAUUAAGUUGCUCUCAGAAGUAUUGGAAUCGAUAUGGAUAGAAGUAUUUCCUCAAGUCCUAAACUACUUUAAUAAAAGCGUAGAUAUGCUUGCUAUAAGUCAUCCAGCGUAUUUAACGGAUAUUUUAGCCGAAUUUUCGCUAAUAUCAUUAGACCAUACUUCUUGUCGAUAUUUAUGUUAUCUAUUGCAAUCGCCAAGUGCGAAGAAAGUCCUCAUAGCAGAAUACCAGACUCAAGUUGUUCAUUCCUGGUUUAGGUGUUCUUUCCAACUUCCUGAAAGUGAUUUACAAGUUAUCGAUUUUACAAGAUAUAUUUGUGAUUUUCCGGAAAUAAAAGAAAGUCUUUCAAAUCAGCAUCAAAGUUCAUCGGAAUAUGACUCUCUGCGUCAGAAAGUAUUGGUUUAUACGGACAAUUUGCAAGCAUAUAUAGAAACCUUUAUUGCUAGCAGUGGACCACGUCAGCAGAUACAGCAAAUCUAUAAAAUAUGUGCUACCCUUGUUGAAUCAUGUCCUGACGUAAUUUAUAGUAAAACGCAACGACAAUGCUUGUUGCCGAGGCUUAUUGAUAUGCUACUACUACCGAACGCUCAGUCAAAUCCCAGCUUUGCAGUAAUUGAAGCAAAUAUAAGAAAGCAUCUAUCUGGUGUAAGGGUUCUUUAUGUGCUGUAG
Molecule: messenger RNA, 2394 nt
Organism: Trichoplax adhaerens
Lineage: Eukaryota; Metazoa; Placozoa; Uniplacotomia; Trichoplacea; Trichoplacidae
Exons: 21
Coding region: 1-2394 (797 amino acids)
Biological process (GO): replication fork processing; double-strand break repair via homologous recombination
Cellular component (GO): nuclear replication fork
Source: RefSeq, a predicted model, not a curated record